CGUGACAUGCAUUUAGAUUGUGUACAGUGAGGCGUGGCGCUCGUUCCCUUGAACAGGUAGCGGACAGUUAUAUUCUAGCUGGAUAGAAAUGUGUUAAGGACCUCAGCCACAAGUCCCUUUUGUCGUCUUCUGAGGUAAGACAUUUGGCUUAGGCUGACAAGAAAUACCAUCACGCACGCAUUACAUCGCAGGAUGGAUAUUCCACAUAGUGUUAUCCUGCAAAGGAAUUACGUAUAUCUAAAGGAGAACCUUCAGGUCGACCCUGUGCUAGAUGCCUUGUACCAGGGCUGUGUCUUCACACAGGGAGACUAUGACAGGUGUAGACUAGUUGCACCAGAGAGACAAUGUGAACUGUUCCUGGAGAUUUUGAAGAAAAAAGGGGUUGAAGGCUACAGGACACUGUGUGCUGUUCUCGAUUCCACACAACCAUUUAUCAAGGAGAAACUUGAUAACACCUCAACUGAAGAAGAUGUCCCAGUGAGCACUCCACAGACGUUAGCUGCAAAUUCAGAAAGUGGAGAAACUUUAAACGGGUGUGACAAUAACAUUCUCACCUCAGGCCAAUUGACUCACAAGUUUCGCUCCAGCCAUGAUCAACUGGGAAUAGCCAGGACUAUAAGUGACAGCCACUGUGGUAACACUCCAGUAACUUGUUUGGCAGAACAUUUCUACACGUUGCUGACCGGCGUGCAACUAGAGGCCUUGUUUCACCACAUCUCGGGCGUUACAAAUGUUGUCGCAGACGCGAUGUCAAGGCGACACCAGUCAACGCCAAAAACUUCAUCCAAAUUUAUUUCAGUGGAUUGGUUAACAGCCGAACACGACCAACACUGAUGUGGGCGCUACAGGAUACGACCACCAGCUUCCAAUGUUCGACUCUCCAAACUCAGAUUAACUCUUCUGGGAUCACGAUCCACUGGCCAUGUUCUGGAACACAAUACACACCUUCAUAUUUUCGACACCACCACUACUACUUAGAGUACUGCUGAAGUUGACUAAAACUAGUGCCAACGUCUUUCCAUUGUGCCUUAUUGGCUCAGGAGACUAUGGUUCCAGAACUAGAAAGAUCACAGGAAUCCUGGGAACCACCCUGGGAAGGGCAAUUCCGCAAUGCAUGCAUGUAGCAGACCCAUUGAUCCCCAAACCGCUGGCUCUGCACGUGUGGAACAUCCACAACCAUCAACCCAUUCCUUGCAGUUCCUAGGUCCAGAAGAGUCAUGCUUGUAUUUGGGAAGUCAAUGCCUUGAAUGUAACUUAACUUAAAUUUGACAAUGACCAGAUGCCUCAUAUGGACCUAAUGUGGGAUUUUGUCAUCAAACACCAUUGUUUUCCAGAUAUUCUUUGUGUCACAUUGUGUCACAAUAACUAUUCAGAGGGAUUGUUGCUCUGCGAUUCUACGGGACUCACGUAUUUUAAGCCGCGCUGCUAGACACUGAAGCAUCAAUUUACAAGUUAGAGUUAAGGAUAUGGCAGGGGAUAUGGAUUAGUGAGGAUUACUCUCGCUGAGCAGAUUCUUAUCCAUACGUAUUCCAGAGCUGGUUAGCAAUAAGGCAAGCUGCAGAAGCGGGUCCCAAGUGUUGCAAUAUGUUGUGCAGGGAUAGAACAUAUACUUACAUGAAUUUGGUUAUUCACGCUAUUAGUAUCCUUACAUUGUCACAAGAAGUAUCUGUCCCAGGCCUAGAUACCAAGACACAUGCUGACGAGAAGACAGUUGAGUAUCAAGGGCGGGUAACUCUGUUUGGUAACCAACGGCAACGUGUGUCCAGGUGCAGAAGUGCCCUGCUUUGGCGUCUAUUUUUUAUGAACAAAUGGAAAUACAUUGUGCCAGGAUAAGUAUUCUUAUAACAUGAAUAGCAAACGUCGACAAGCAAGGAAUUAUUCCAAACAAUAUCAACUUUAAAUUUUAUUCUUUUUCGAAGAUAACAGUCUUAUAAAUCUUGUCACACCCUGUUUUCUACUGGCGCAAUAUUAUUUUUUCAGGUAGUACAGAUCUUGUCUAUGUCAACAAGGAAAAGCUGGAA
Molecule: messenger RNA, 2021 nt
Organism: Haliotis rufescens (red abalone)
Lineage: Eukaryota; Metazoa; Mollusca; Gastropoda; Lepetellida; Haliotidae
Exons: 3
Coding region: 193-834 (213 amino acids)
Biological process (GO): regulation of apoptotic process
Source: RefSeq, a predicted model, not a curated record